AUGACGAGUGAAGGGAAUUUCGUUCAACCAGCGAUCCCCCGAUUUGAUGGUCAUUAUGACCACUGGAGUAUGCUAAUGGAGAAUUUCCUUAGAUCAAAGAAAUAUUGGAGUUUAGUUGAAACUGGUUAUGAGGAACCGAACAAUUCUGGAGACCAUAUUGAAGAAGGAUACGUCGAAGGAGAUUUGGGAUUCUACGAGGAGGAAGUACGCGGGGAAUGCCAGAGUGAAGAGGUUAUGACUGUGGCUAAUAAGAUGCGUGUGUAUGGAGUAGAGAUGAAAGAUGUGACUAUUGUAGAGAACAUUCUUAGAUCUUUAACUGACAAAUUUAACUAUAUAGUCUGUUCAAUUAAAGAGUCUAAAGAUAUUGACAAACUGUCCAUUGAUGAGCUACAAAGCUCCUUGAUAGUUCAUAAGCAAAAAUUUCAUAGGCAAAGUGGUGAAGAACAGGCUCUCAAGUACGAGUGUCCUACAUGGGGCAAAGAAGCAAAUUAUGCAAAGAUGGAUGAGCAAGAAGAGAUGCUUCUGAUGGCUUACAUUGAAAUCAAUAGGGCAAAGAGAGAAGAUGCAUGGUUUUUAGACUCGGGUUGUAGUAACCACAUGUGUGGUGAUAGAUCCUUAUUUUCUGAGUUGGAUGAAAGCUUUCGACAAAUGGUCAAGUUGGGAAAUAACACAAGGAUGAGUGUUGCUGGCAAAGGAAGUGUCAAGCUGCAGUUGAAUGGAUUCAAUCUUGUCAUUUCAGGAGUGUUUUUUGUACCGGAGCUGAAGAACAACCUGCUGAGCAUAGGACAACUGCAAGAGAGAGGUCUUGCAAUUCUCAUACAAGCCGGAUAG
Rosa rugosa (rugosa rose) is the source of this 831-nucleotide messenger RNA. RefSeq lists its product as uncharacterized. The record is from RefSeq and is a predicted model, not a curated record. The transcript has 4 exons. NCBI's taxonomy places the organism in Eukaryota, Viridiplantae, Streptophyta, Magnoliopsida, Rosales, Rosaceae. The coding region runs from base 1 to 831 and encodes 276 amino acids.